GUUUUUCAUGAGCCGCAUGCCAUCCAUGUCUUGGACCUUUAACUUCACCUCCACCUCAUCCACAAUGGACAUCUUCCUCCUGCGUGUACAAGUAUCUAGUGGUUUUCUAGAAGGCUUGUUCCAUCACAUCAAUCUAGGUACUCUGCACAUGUGUAGUCUGGCUCGAAUAGGCAUGAAUGACACUCACUCCCCUCCACAUCUCCACCUACACACCUCGUAGGUCAGAGAAGAGAAGACCCCGCCACAGACUCACAAAACCCUCAAGGUAGGCAGACCGAACGGAUGAAUUGUGUGUGGUUGUGGCCUUGAGCUGGUACAUCCCAGCCUUGCCCGAUGUUGUACAAAACGGAUGGCAAUGUUGAGUUCUGUUUCAAGGAGGCAACCGGGAUUUAAAUACACUAGGAUCAUGUCAAGCAAAGCAGAAGAAAAGGAACUCAUCGCAGAGCGUUUGCCCAUCUCCCCACCUUCCCGUUCACCUGGGUCUUGGUGGCUUUGGCUCUAGGCUUGAGGUGGAGAAGGAAGGCGCGAUGGAUGGAAGCUUUGAAUGGUUUUCCAGUUUGUGCUCCUGCCAAUCCUGAAGGUAAGCAAACGCGAUGAAUAUUACUGGCUAAGGGGGUGCUCGGCUUUCCAAGCCCAUGCCUGCGACCUUCAGGUGAGUCUGCCUGGCUCCGGAAUCUAUGGCUGUCUCCGCCGAAAUCGUCAGCGACUUGACUGCUCCGUCAUAAUUCAUAAUAAUAAAAAAGCCGAGCAAGCUCGCUAGCGUUGUUUCUGUAAUCUGGAUGCCAUCUUCAGGCCUCUUCCUUCAUCGCUAUUCGACAUGAGCACCACACCCCCAUCAAAACCACCCCCGGGCUUCUCAGGCCCACCACAACAACAGCAGAGUCCACCUUAUGGUGAUAAUGAUGAUGAGGGAAAGGGGAAGCAGAGAGUUUUGCCUCGUAACCUCGCGCUGUCAAAUUACGAUCCCCAGGCCGUGCCCGUACGUCCGCACGAUAUGAGCAUCCCACUCUCAAGCCUCACAGCCUACCAGCUCAGACCUCCAGUUCGACUUUCCCGCGCCUGGAGGCCAAACUGCCACCAUUCCGUCAUGUCAACACUGUACCAGGUCAACGAGCGAUUCAAGUGCGAUAACUGCAAGAGGUCUCACCCAUUUGGGUGGCUGUAUCGCUGUGUCAUGGACCGAGAACCUCUGAUUAUUGGGAUAAAAGAACUCGGUUUCCAGAUUGCCUUUGAUCAACUGGGCCACAACUUUUCCCAGCAAAUGACACUCGGCAAACACGGCGCAGACGCACGAACCGAAAAGUACAGCUUCUUGGACGAAAUAUCACAGGAGCAACUCUGGAACUACACUCCAGAAGAGUUGAAGGAGAUUCUCGCCCAACGCGACCACAUCCUGGACGUGAUAACUAACGAGCGUCUUCGGGACCAGGACUUCAACAAUCAGUACGGGUUCAAAUACCCCGAUGAUGACCGUCCUUGGAUGCCGGACCCCAAGUAUGAGUGUCAGCACAAAGUCUGUCACAGAUGCCACCCUAUCGGUAGACAAAAGUCUUGGGUUAGUCUGGAUGGUGUUCUGAACGGAGAUAUACCUCCCACUGUAGCCACUGGGUAUUCGUUCAGCCAAGUGAAAAUGAGGCCAUGUGUCGAUGUGGAGACUGUAAAGAACUUGGGAUGUCGGCCUGUUCCACUGCCCCGUGGCCACAAAGCCCGUGCCCCUGUCACUUCUUCUUCUUCUUCGGUCUCACCCAACGAGAUCAUUGAUGACCACGUCAUGACGGAAUCGACAGGCAUGGUUUACGAUCAGGAUACCGGGGAUCUGAUUGCCUCCAUCUCGACUUUUGGCCCUCCGGUACUAGCCUCGCCACCAAUAACAGCCGAGCCAGUCUUCUCCGUCGACUUGGAUGGCCUAUGGACUCGUAUCACGGCCCCGGGCUACACCACUUCCGUCAAGGAUGACGAUACCGAAUCUGAGACUGAUCUGUCCUCAUCCUUUGAACACGCCGAGCACAACAAAACAGAUGCGGAAGAGGCCAAUGGGAUGGACAUCUUUGGAUCUGAACCUUUGGAGGUUAUCGAGGGGGUGGCCUUGACCGAGGAGGCUGUUGAGUUCGGGACUGCAGACAUUGUUGUCACAACAACAGCCAAUGGCGUUGCAGAUACUACAGGGCUGACAACCCCCACUCUGGGGGUACCCCCGGGUUUGAGCCCCAGUUCAGGAAUGUCCAACGAGCAGUAAUGGGGGAGGCAUUCACAGCUGAAUAUCUUACGUUGUAGGAGCAGAAGUAGUAGAGCGAGUGGAACAGCCAGUGGGCUGAACUAGCUGUGUUCCAUGCAUAAAGGUUAUGUCAUUUCUUUUUCUCAAAUGGCAAUUUGUUCACCCCUUGUCAUGUUGGGUUAUAGGGGCCGGAUCUUUCAGCGUAUGGGGGAUACCCUUUCUACAGCGUUGUAUUUCUCGCUUUGGGUGGCUAUUUGCUAUGAAUGAUUAGGCAGAGCCCCUUGCUUGUUUUUUAAGAUGACAGACAACAAUCGAUAAUGCAAUAUGCCAC
Podospora pseudocomata is the source of this 2546-nucleotide messenger RNA. RefSeq lists its product as uncharacterized. NCBI's taxonomy places the organism in Eukaryota, Fungi, Ascomycota, Sordariomycetes, Sordariales, Podosporaceae. The record is from RefSeq and is a predicted model, not a curated record. The transcript is spliced from 4 exons. Bases 818 to 2236 code for a protein of 472 amino acids.